AGGCCCCACUUUCCACACAUGCGCAGUAGCUUAAUAUCCUACCAGGUAGAAAUGGCGUUGACUUUGGGGAGGCUGCGAUAUUUGCAGUUGUUCUGCAAGCAAAGACCAGCAGCUUGUGAUGUGUUUUCUCGUAAUUUUCACUUCACGGAAUAUGGAAAGAAGAAUGUGUCUGCCAAAGUAUCUGAUUCAAUUUCAACACAGUAUCCUGUAGUGGACCAUGAAUUUGAUGCAGUUGUAGUGGGUGCAGGUGGUGCAGGUUUGAGAGCUGCCUUUGGCUUGUCUGAGGCUGGUUUUAAUACAGCAUGUGUUUCCAAAUUAUUCCCAACCAGAUCUCAUACUGUUGCUGCACAAGGAGGAAUCAAUGCUGCUUUGGGGAACAUGGAAGAUGAUAACUGGCGAUGGCAUUUCUAUGAUACUGUGAAAGGCUCUGACUGGCUAGGAGAUCAGGAUGCAAUUCAUUAUAUGACAGAGCAGGCCCCUGCUUCAGUUAUUGAGCUAGAGAAUUAUGGUAUGCCAUUUAGCAGGACAGAAGAUGGAAAGAUCUAUCAACGUGCUUUUGGAGGUCAGAGCCUUAAAUUUGGGAAAGGAGGACAGGCUCACCGUUGCUGUUGUGUAGCUGAUAGGACAGGUCACUCUCUGUUACACACACUGUAUGGCCGGUCACUCAGAUAUGAUACCAGUUACUUUGUGGAAUAUUUUGCUCUUGAUCUCCUAAUGGAAAAUGGAGAAUGUUGUGGUAUUAUUGCACUAUGCAUCGAAGAUGGCACAAUACAUCGUUUUAGAGCAAAGAAUACAGUUAUUGCCACUGGAGGAUAUGGGCGCACAUAUUUUAGCUGUACUUCGGCUCACACUUGUACGGGUGAUGGCACAGCAAUGGUUACCCGGGCAGGCCUACCUUGCCAGGAUUUGGAAUUUGUACAGUUCCAUCCCACAGGUAUUUAUGGAGCUGGCUGUCUUAUUACAGAAGGCUGUCGUGGUGAAGGAGGUAUUUUAAUUAACAGUGAAGGAGAAAGAUUUAUGGAGAGAUAUGCUCCAGUUGCCAAAGAUCUAGCUUCCCGAGAUGUUGUAUCUCGUUCUAUGACUAUUGAGAUCCGUGAAGGAAGAGGUUGUGGUCCUGACAAAGAUCACGUGCACUUGCAAUUGCACCAUUUGCCACCACAGCAGCUAGCAAUGCGUCUUCCUGGAAUUUCAGAAACUGCUAUGAUAUUUGCUGGUGUUGAUGUUACAAAAGAACCUAUUCCUGUCCUACCUACUGUACAUUACAAUAUGGGAGGUAUCCCUACAAACUACAAAGGACAGGUAAUCACACGUGGAAAUGGCAAAGAUCAAAUAGUACCUGGUUUAUAUGCUUGUGGUGAAGCAGCUUCUGCCUCUGUUCAUGGUGCUAAUCGACUUGGUGCAAACUCACUUUUGGACUUGGUAGUCUUUGGUCGUGCCUGUGCUCUUACCAUUGCAGAAUUAUGCAAACCUGGGGAAUCAGCUCCAUCAAUUAAAUCAAAUGCAGGUGAAGAAUCUGUUGCAAAUCUUGACAAAUUGCGUUUCGCCAAUGGAAAUGUAAGAACAUCAGAACUGAGGCUUAAUAUGCAAAAAACAAUGCAAAGCCAUGCUGCUGUUUUCCGUACAGGCCCUGUCUUACAAGAAGGCUGUGAAAAAAUGUCCACACUUUAUAAAGAUUUGGAUGAUCUGAAAACAUUUGAUAGAGGUGUUGUUUGGAAUACUGACUUGGUAGAGACUUUGGAACUUCAGAAUCUCAUGCUGUGUGCUUUACAAACUAUUUAUGGAGCAGAAGCUCGAAAAGAGUCACGUGGAGCUCAUGCUAGGGAGGACUAUAAGGUUAGGAUAGAUGAAUAUGAUUAUUCUAAACCACUUCCAGGACAGCAGAAGAAACCAUUUGAGCAGCAUUGGAGAAAACACACACUCUCUAAUGUGGAUGUGAAGACCGGGAAGGUUUCAUUGGAUUAUAGACCUGUAAUAGAUCACACCCUGAAUGAAGAAGAUUGUGCUACAGUUCCACCAGCCAUUCGGUCCUAUUAGUUAUUUUGAUUUGAAUUUUUGCUUUUAAUGCAUAUGCAAACAUACCAGGCAAACAUUAGCCAUUGUAGUAGAUAAAAAUAGCAUGUUAAUUUAAACCAUUCAAAAUCCAAAAUCUGCUCUAAUUUUUAUGCUUGAUGUAUGAGAAAACUGAGUUUUGAGACAUGAGCUAUAUAUUGCAAUAUCAAAA
Messenger RNA from Thamnophis sirtalis, 2221 nucleotides. RefSeq names its product succinate dehydrogenase complex flavoprotein subunit A (gene SDHA). The record is from RefSeq and is a predicted model, not a curated record. Gene Ontology annotation, cellular component: respiratory chain complex II (succinate dehydrogenase). Gene Ontology annotation, molecular function: succinate dehydrogenase (quinone) activity; flavin adenine dinucleotide binding; electron transfer activity. NCBI's taxonomy places the organism in Eukaryota, Metazoa, Chordata, Lepidosauria, Squamata, Natricidae. Gene Ontology annotation, biological process: mitochondrial electron transport, succinate to ubiquinone; tricarboxylic acid cycle.